CUCUCCUCCGGCGCCCGGGGGUUGCGGCGCGCUGGGUCCCGGCCCCUGGCCGGGUGCCCCUCGGGCCCUCGCGCCCCGGUCCCCAGUCCCGCGCCCUGCCCGGGAGAACGCUCUGCGCUGGCCCGGCCUCCCCGGGCUCGCGCCCCCGGGUCAUGAAGAGGGGCCCGUGAGGGGCGCGCGGAGGCGGUGGAAGAGGAGGGAGGAGGGAGGCCGAGGAGGAGGGCGCGGAAGGCGGAGGAUGCCGCCGCCGAUGCCGCCGCCGCCGCCGCCCGCCGGCCCCCGGCGAGCCUGACUCCAGACCUGAGGAUGGAGCCGGCGCUGGGCGCUGCAGCGGCUCCCGGUGCGCCCCCCACCAGGUAGCUGUUCUCGUCUCCAGUGUGGUUGGAAGAAGAACCUCCCUCCCUGGCUGUCCCUUCUGUGCGGGUCUCGGUGUCUGGGCUGUCCGGACGGAGCUGUCAUUUCCACCUGGAGGUCUGGGAACCUUUCCCCUCCCUCUCUCUCUACAGUCUGUUGGCCACAGGGCUGCUGUACAGGUUGGGACUGCCGGCUAGGCCAGGAGACCUGGCAGCUGUGGACUCUCUAGCUUGGAGCAGCCCUUCUUUGACCUCGCAUGGUGGAGAAGCAGCCCCAUGAAGGUGCACAGCCAUGCAAUGUUCCUGGAAGGCCGUCCUCCUCCUUGCCCUGGCCUCAAUCGCCAUUCAGUACACGGCCAUCCGCACCUUCACCGCCAAGUCCUUCCACACCUGCCCGGGGCUGGCGGAGGCGGGGCUGGCGGAGCGUCUGUGCGAGGAGGGCCCCACCUUCACCUACAACCUCUCCCGCAAGACCCACAUCCUCAUCCUGGCCACCACGCGCAGCGGCUCCUCCUUCGUGGGCCAGCUCUUCAACCAGCACCUGGACGUCUUCUACCUGUUCGAGCCCCUCUACCACGUCCAGAACACGCUCAUCCCCCGCUUCACCCAGGGCAAGAGCCCCGCGGACCGGCGCGUCAUGCUGGGCGCCAGCCGCGACCUCCUGAGGAGCCUCUAUGACUGUGACCUCUAUUUCCUGGAGAACUACAUCAAGCCGCCGCCCGUCAACCACACCACCGACAGGAUCUUCCGCCGCGGGGCCAGCAGGGUGCUGUGCUCCCGCCCCGUGUGCGACCCCCCGGGGCCCCCCGACCUGGUGCUGGAGGAGGGGGACUGCGUGCGCAAGUGCGGCUUGUUGAACUUGACGGUGGCCGCCGAGGCCUGUCGUGAGCGCAGCCACGUGGCCAUCAAGACGGUGCGGGUGCCCGAGGUGAACGACCUUCGGGCCCUGGUUGAAGACCCCCGGUUAAACCUCAAGGUCAUCCAGCUGGUCCGAGACCCGCGUGGCAUCCUGGCCUCCCGCAGCGAGACGUUCCGCGACACUUACCGCCUCUGGCGGCUCUGGUACGGCACGGGGAGGAAGCCCUACAACCUGGAUGUGACGCAGCUGACCACGGUGUGCGAGGACUUCUCCAACUCCGUGUCCACUGGCCUCAUGCGGCCCCCGUGGCUCAAGGGCAAGUACAUGUUGGUGCGCUACGAGGACCUGGCCAGGAACCCCAUGAAGAAGACCGAGGAGAUCUAUGGUUUCCUGGGGAUCCCUCUGGACAGCCAUGUGGCCCGCUGGAUCCAGAAUAACACGCGGGGCGACCCCACCUUGGGCAAGCACAAAUACGGCACCGUCCGAAACUCGGCGGCCACGGCCGAGAAGUGGCGCUUCCGCCUCUCCUACGACAUUGUGGCCUUUGCCCAGAACGCCUGCCAGCGGGUGCUGGCGCAGUUGGGCUACAAGAUGGCCAUGUCGGAGGAGGAGCUCAAGAACCCCUCCGUCAGUCUGGUGGAGGAGCGGGACUUCCGCCCUUUCUCGUGACGAGGGCUGCGUGGGCGGGGGUGAGGGGCACAUGGUGUCGGUUUUGAUAAAAUGGACCGUUUUUUAACUGUUGCCUUAUUUCCCCCUCCCUCUCCUGCGGGGUCUUUGUGUCCUUCUCACCGCCCCACCCCCACCCCAACAGGCCCCGCCCACCCUCCACUCCUUCUGCCUCUUUUUGUCUCUGAAAUUUGCACUAUGUCUUGGACAGGAAUCACUGGGGCAGAGGGGGCGUGAAGCGGGGUAGAGCCCCCAACCCACCCCCAUUCAGACACACGGCUGUUGGGUCUCUGCGUGGAUGGUGACAAUGUUUACAAGCACCACACUCACACAUUCACAUACACACACAUGCGCACACACGGGCGCCCACAAGGAGAGAUACCCCUAAACUGGGGAACUUCUGCAGCAUUUCCAGUGGCCCAGUAGUUGGGGUCUGGUAGUUUUGCACUGUCUUACUUCCACAAGGUAAGAGGGUAAAAACAAAAAGGCCACCUCUCUCUAAUUUAUGAAUGGUGUCUAAUCCCUCCCCAUCCUGCUUCUGCCCCCAGUGCCCACUGCCCGCCCCCUGGAGCAGAGAACAGGCUGCACCCACUUCCCCUCCCCGGCCUGCCCUUGCCUGCCCCUGAGCAGGUUUUUACUGUGAGGUGAAUGUGGACCUUGUUUAUUUUUUCCAGUCUGUGGCGAUGCUGUCUGUCUGUCUGAGUCUUGUGGCUGCCCCUGGACCAGUGACGGCUGAUAAAUCUUAUGGGUUUCUGAUUGAUCUCGGGGUCCAUCUGUAAUAUUUCUUUGUGCCAAAAGAAAAAAAAAAGUGGAUCAGUUUGCUAAAUGAACGUUGAAAUGCUUUAUCUGUGUUUUCUGUAAAUAAAAGAGUGCAAUAAUA
This is a messenger RNA of Lontra canadensis (Northern American river otter), 2758 nucleotides long. RefSeq names its product carbohydrate sulfotransferase 1 (gene CHST1). The transcript is spliced from 4 exons. Bases 646 to 1881 code for a protein of 411 amino acids. Gene Ontology annotation, cellular component: Golgi membrane. NCBI's taxonomy places the organism in Eukaryota, Metazoa, Chordata, Mammalia, Carnivora, Mustelidae. Gene Ontology annotation, biological process: N-acetylglucosamine metabolic process; keratan sulfate proteoglycan metabolic process; carbohydrate metabolic process. Gene Ontology annotation, molecular function: N-acetylglucosamine 6-O-sulfotransferase activity; keratan sulfotransferase activity. The record is from RefSeq and is a predicted model, not a curated record.